AUGGGCAAGACGACCGUGGCCGCCGCCCUCAAGGCCUCGGGUGCUGCGGUCUACGACGCCGAUGCGGCGGUCCACCGGCUGCUCGCGCCGGACGGGGCCGCGGUGGCGCCGGUGCUCGCACGCUUUCCCGCGGCCGCAUCGGGCAAGGGUGCGUCGCGCGCGGUCGACCGAGGGGCGCUCGGCGCCCACGUCUUCGCGGACCCGGCGGCGUUGGCCGAGCUGGAGGCGAUCCUGCAUCCUCUCGUUCGCGCAGGCGAGCGGCGCUUCCUCGCGGCCAGCCAGCGCCGGGGCUGCCGUCUCGCGGUGCUGGACGUGCCCCUGCUCUUCGAGACCGGCGGCGAAGCCCGCUGCGAUGCCACCCUGGUCGUGUCAGCCCCCGCCGUCGUGCAGCGCGCACGGGUGCUGGGCCGGGCACGCAUGACCGAAGAACGCCUGGCCGCCAUCCUCGCCCGCCAGAUGCCGGAUGGGGAGAAAGCGCCGGCGCGCGGACUUCGUGAUCCGAACCGGGCUCGACAGGCGGGUCUCGCGGGGAUGCUCAUGCGUGAGGUCGUGCUCGAUACCGAGACCACCGGCCUGGAGCCGUCGGCGGGCCACAGGAUCGUCGAAGUCGGCGCCGUCGAGCUGGUGAACCACAUCCCGUCCGGCCGGCGCUUCCAGCGCUAUCUCGACCCUGAGCGCGACAUGCCGGAGGGCGCCGAGCGCGUGCACGGGCUCACCCGCGACUUUCUCGCAAAGCAUCGGCGCUUUGCCGAGGAGGCAGACGCGAUCCUCGAAUUCAUCGGCGACGCGAAGCUCGUCAUGCACAAUGCCCCCUUCGAUCUCGGCUUCCUCAAUGCCGAGCUGGAACGCAUCGGCAAGGCUCCUAUCCCGCCGGAACGGACCGUGGACACGCUGGUCAUCGCGCGCCGCAAGUUUCCCGGUGCGCCGGCGAGCCUGGAUGCGCUCUGCAAGCGCUUCGGCAUCGACCGCUCCCAGCGGGAGAAGCACGGCGCCUUGCUGGACGCCGAGUUGCUGACCGACGUCUAUCUCGAACUCACCGGCGGCCGUCAGCCAGCGCUCGGGCUGCAGCAGGCGGUGCGACCGCUCAACGCCGGGCGGGCGCCGCGCGCGGCCCGUGUCCGCCCGCCGCGCCCGCACGCGCCCACUGAGGCGGAGGCGCGAGGCGCACGCCGCUUUCGUCGCGACCCUGAAGAACCCGAUCUGGAACGCCUGAGCGGCAGGCAGACGAGCCCGUCAACCGACCCGGGCCAUGACGCCGCCGUCCACCGGGAGUGCCACGCCGGUGAUGAAGCGGGCGGCGUCGGAGGCGAGAAAGAGCGAGGCCUGGGCGACGUCCCAGGCGCUGCCCAUGCCGCCCCUGAGCGGGGUCCAGGUGUCGCGGGUGGCGGCGAUCUCCUCGCGCGGGCGGCCGUAGCGGCGGGCUUGCGUGUCCACCGCCAUGGGCGUGUCCAUGUAGCCCGGCAGGAUGGCGUUCACGCGCACGCCGUCGGGCGCACAGUCGAGCGCGAGCUGGCGGGAAAAGGCGAUCAUCCCUGCCUUGCUCGUCUUGUAGGUCACGGACUUGUAGUCGACCACCGCCGCGAUCGACGAGAUAUUUGGUGA
Molecule: messenger RNA, 1602 nt
Organism: Geodia barretti
Lineage: Eukaryota; Metazoa; Porifera; Demospongiae; Tetractinellida; Geodiidae
Source: the annotation of a GenBank genome assembly